AACUCGCUCCCGGAACCUUUGUGUUGCAGCGCCUCGCUUCCAGCCGGUGCUCUUUCGCGAAGGACCAUUCCGGCCCAGUGCCUGUUGGUAGGAUCCUGCUUGACGUCGGGUCUGGGGUUGCUUGUGGUGGCAGUGGCUGAAGCCGGCGUCUGGGAAAAGCCUAAACAGAGGAGACGCCAUGGACGAUCAGGGCUGCCCCAGGUGUAAGACCACCAAAUACCGGAACCCUUCGUUGAAGCUGAUGGUGAACGUGUGCGGACACACUCUGUGUGAGAGCUGUGUGGACUUACUGUUCGUGAGAGGAGCUGGGAACUGUCCUGAGUGUGGUACUCCACUGAGAAAGAGCAACUUCAGGGUACAGCUCUUUGAAGAUCCCACCGUUGACAAGGAGGUUGAGAUUCGGAAAAAAGUGCUAAAGAUAUACAAUAAAAGAGAAGAAGAUUUUCCUAGUCUAAGAGAGUAUAAUGAUUUCCUGGAAGAAGUGGAGGAAAUUGUCUUCAAUUUGACCAACAAUGUGGAUUUGGAGAACACCAAAAAGAAAAUGGAAAUAUAUCAAAAGGAAAACAAAGAUGUCAUUCAGAAAAAUAAGUUAAAACUGACUCGGGAACAGGAGGAAUUGGAGGAAGCAUUGGAAGUAGAACGACAGGAAAGUGAACAACGAAGACUGUUCCUACAAAAGGAAGAGGAGCUGCAACAGAUUCUGAAGAGGAAGAACAAGCAGGCCUUCUUGGAUGAGCUGGAGAGCUCUGACCUCCCUGUCGCUCUGCUCUUGGCUCAGCAUAAAGACAGAUCUACCCAGCUGGAAAUGCAGCUAGAGAAGCCCAGAUCCACGAAGCCAGUGACGUUUUCCACCGGCAUUAAAAUGGGUCAACAGAUUUCAUUAGCACCAAUCCAAAAGCUUGAAGAAGCUCUCUAUGAAUACCAGCCCCUGCAGAUAGAGACCUGUGGACCACAAGUUCCUGAGCUAGAGAUGUUAGGAAGACUUGG
Messenger RNA from Cricetulus griseus (Chinese hamster), 987 nucleotides. Lineage: Eukaryota; Metazoa; Chordata; Mammalia; Rodentia; Cricetidae. The record is from RefSeq and is a predicted model, not a curated record.